This is a messenger RNA of Nylanderia fulva, 1678 nucleotides long. RefSeq names its product lipopolysaccharide-induced tumor necrosis factor-alpha factor. Lineage: Eukaryota; Metazoa; Arthropoda; Insecta; Hymenoptera; Formicidae. Gene Ontology annotation, molecular function: zinc ion binding. The record is from RefSeq and is a predicted model, not a curated record.
AUCGAAAAUAGUCGCGAAGAGGCCAGUCUCAUUGCAGUCGUCGUUACGGUUACGAUAAUAAGUUAAAGGGUUCCCUUUUUCGUUGUUUUUUUUUCGUUUCUUUUAACAUCGUCGUUUCGCGCGUUUUCCUUUCGUCUUCGGCGAGCGAGGAAGAUUCACGAGUGGCGUGGAUCACGAAUCGUACACCAGGACACAAUUUGGGUGACAGUUGUCGCGUGAGUCCGUGUUUUGUUACGCGACCCCUUGGCUUCGUAGCGUUUAUCCACCGCCAAAUCGAGUGACGACGGUUAACCUAAUCAGUCGGUGGUUAUACUACGUGGACAGUUAUUUAAUUUGCAGAGGCACGCAAAAAAAAUGGAGAAGAAUAUAGGCUUUAAUGCGACUAAUGCUGAACCUUCGGCUCCUCUGCCAACGGCUCCACCUUCUUAUGAGGAAGCCAUAGCUAGUACAGGAGGAGUACCUUUACACCCUCCAGUUGGUUCCACACCAUAUCCUCUAGGAACUGCGCCAAUAUCAAUGCCAAUGCCAUACAAUCAACCACCGAAUCAAACGACGAUGCCAAUGCCGCCUUCCAUAUAUCCAGGCUCGAGUCAAUCAACAUCGCAGUCGCGUUUUAAUGCCGAGCCCAAUUCUGCACCGCAACAGGAAGUACGAGUUAUUCAUCAUGUAACGUACGCUCUAGGACCGAACUCCGUAAAAAUAUCCUGUCCAUCGUGUCAUACCGAUAUCAAAACUACUACGAUAUCGGAUCAUCAGCCCAGUGCUCAUAUUUGCUGUAUCGUGCUUUGCUUACUUGGAUGCUGUCUCUGUUCAUGUCUACCGUAUUGUAUGAGCGCUUUUAUGAGUGUUCAUCACUUUUGUCCAAACUGUAAAAAUUAUAUCGGCACGUGGAAAGGUUGAUUGCAAGAUUAUAUGCGUGCAUGCAUAGGUUCCAGUUUUCCGCAUAAGAACUACUUGACAUUCUUCGCUUAUUACACAUUAAGAGCAACAAAAAAGAAGGAUUGCUGAGAACGUAAGUCAUGUUAUAUUAUAUUAUGUGCAAUUCUUCAUACUUGAAAGUCAUUACAUUGCGAUAUGCAAAAGAUAAUAAUUUAUCAAAGUCAGGUACUAAUUGAUAUAGAGGGUCAAUUGUAGAUACAGAUAAGAGUGAAUGAAUAAGUGUAUUUUAAACAAGAUAUAUAUUUUUGCGAACGAGAUAAAACAAGAUUUGCGAACUUCUAUUAUAGAAGAUUAUAGUAUAGUAUGGUAAGAGCGUGUAAGUUAUAUGCUUAAUUUCAUUAGAAAAUUAUUAUGAAUGCAUAGGCAAUCGAAAUUGAUAAGCACUAGGGCAGCAGAACUUUUUAAGGAAGUUCCGUGUCUUGCGCGAUGUUAUAAUAUGAUAUUUUCCACUUUAUCGAUAUUUCCACUUUAUCCUUUUUGAUUAAGAAAAAACUUAUAAGAAUUAAGAGGAAUCUUGAAUGAUCUAACAUCUUGAUGCCGAGUGAAAUUCUUUCUCUCUGGCUUUUAAAUUAUUCAAACUAUAAAUAAUUGUUCAAUUGUAUCGAUAGAUCCUCAAACUUUUCCACCUUGCAUGAAAAAAUCCUAGCUAUCUUUAUCAUUACGCCUUAGGUAAAAAUUCAAGAUAUGAUUCGAUAAUAUUCAUAUGCACGCGAAUGUGAUAUUGAAAAAUUUUAUUUUA